AUGCAGAUGCCCAGCCAACCUACUGCCAUCUACAAUCAGCAACCAAUCUUUCAUUCCGCCUUCGAGAGCACCAUCAUCAACAUGACACAGCCAACAUCCAUUGACAUGACCUUCGACACGUCCCUCGUCGACGUCAACGCAGCUGCCAAUACCUCCUUCUCGACCACUGAAUCGGACUCGACCGUGGACGGCCAACAAACGUCAAAACGUACGCAAAACCUACAACCGACUACGGCUCCACAGAAACCUUCAACUCCAGUCCAACAUAUCCCAACCCAAGCCGCCUACGACCAAUGGGCUGCCAUCUACGACACCGAUGGCAACAUGCUGCAAGCGAUUGACGAUCUAGAACUUCAGACCCUCCUCCCAGACUUCUUAUCUCAAGUCAAGAGCAGCAGUGCGACAGAACAGGAGCUCCGUGUGCUGGAUCUAGGAUGUGGUACCGGACGUAACACGGAGAAGCUUGUGCGAUACGAUUGGAACGGGAAGAGCGUGGAAGUCACUGGUCUUGACUUUUCGCAGGGCAUGUUGGAUGUCGCUGCGAAGAAGCUGUCGCCGUUGUUGAAGGAGAAUGAUCAGCAAGGGGUGCGGUCAAGACUAGAGUGCUGCGACUGCUUUCCUACUGUCGACAACCCAUCAGUCUCUCCGCUACCUGCGGUGUCAAACCUGCGACCCAUCCAUGCCGUUACUUCCACUCUAGUCCUAGAGCACAUCCCGUUGAAGGAUUACUUCGCCACACUGGCUGCAUUGCUCUUACCUGGUGGCACGGCGUUGGUCACAAACAUGCACGCGGACAUGGGACGCGUCAGUCAAGCUGGUUUCGUUAACGCAGACGGUGUUAAGGUCAGGGGAAGUAGUUAUGUUUAUACUGUGGAGGAGACUGCUGCGGCAGCAAAGGCUGCAGGGCUUAACGUAGUGAGUGUGAACGAGCGGGAGAUGAGGAAGGAGGAUGUUGAGGGUAGUGCUGUGGGAGAGAGGGGUUGGAAGUGGGUCGGCACCAAGGUUUGGUUUGGGAUGGUUUUCAGGAAGACGUCGUAA
This is a messenger RNA of Alternaria incomplexa, 1038 nucleotides long. RefSeq lists its product as uncharacterized. Bases 1 to 1038 code for a protein of 345 amino acids. Lineage: Eukaryota; Fungi; Ascomycota; Dothideomycetes; Pleosporales; Pleosporaceae. The transcript has 2 exons. The record is from RefSeq and is a predicted model, not a curated record.